GUAGGAAGGGAUUGAGGCUGCGUUCUUGCAGCUAACCCCCAGCAGCUCAGCUCUGUGUUGUCACCGGGAAACAAGCGACCAUCCAGGCUGAGGCAGCCCAGAUCUGUUCUGCUUCCUGUCUGAAAUAAAAGGGAAAGGACAGCUGUGGUUCCCCCUCUUCCCUCGGUUUCUUUUUCCACUGUGGAUGGACUGUCAUCCUCUGCUCAGAAAACAGACAGAUAGACAGACAGAGGCUCACAACAAGCUCACUAUGUGAAGGGCAUAAGGAGGGAGGUGGCGAGCAUGUGACUGGAGAAUGGCUCACUAUAAGGAUGUAACUGUCAAAAAGAGCUCUUCUCUUAACUUGGUGACGGGAUUCUUUCAGUAUCUCCGUGAUGAGCAAGAAGCAGUACAGAAGAGGACUUUUACUAAAUGGAUCAAUUCCCACUUGACAAAGCGUAAACCACCUCUAGAGGUCACCGACCUUUUCGAGGACAUCAAAGAUGGGGUGAAACUGUUAGCUCUAUUGGAGGUGCUGUCUGGACAGAGACUGCCGUGUGAGCAGGGCCGCCAGUUGAAGAGGAUCCACUGGGUAUCCAACAUCGGCACCGCCCUCAGGUUCCUAGAAGGCAGGAAGAUCAAGCUAGUCAACAUCCAUGCCACUGAUAUAGCAGACGGUCGACCAUCCAUUGUCCUGGGGUUGAUUUGGACUGUCAUCCUCUACUUCCAGAUCGAGGAGUUGACCAGUAACCUGCUAGCCCUGGAGGCACUGUCCAGCAGUACCUCCUCAGUGGACAGCAUGGCCAGUAGCUCAGAGACAGGCAGUCCCGCCUUAAAGAGGGAGGUGGCACCCAAGAAGUUCCAGGGCAAUGCCAAGAAGGCCCUCCUCAGAUGGGUACAGAGCACUGCUGCCAAUGGUCAGGGCAUCGAGGUAAAGGACUUUGGUGCCAGUUGGCGUAGCGGUGUGGCGUUCCACUCUGUGGUCCAUGCCAUCCGCCCAGACCUGGUGGACAUGGAGGUGGUGAGGAGGAGGAGCAACCGGGAGAAUCUGGAGGAAGCCUUCUCAUUGGCCGAGAACGAGCUGGGCAUUCCACGCCUACUGGACCCAGAAGACGUGGAUGUAGAUAAACCGGAUGAGAAGUCCAUCAUGACAUAUGUUGCUCAGUUCCUCAAGCACUAUCCCAACCCCCACCACUCUGAGACAGAUGGACAGGGAGAAGAGAGAGAAGAACGGAAGGUUCUGAGGGAGCUGAAGGUGUGGCUGGAACAGUUGGAGAGAGACAUGCUGCAAGUGCAGGGGUCAGAGGGCAACAUCACCGACAAGUACCAGGGCUUCAAGAGUUUCCGUGUGCAGUAUGAGAUAAAGAUGAAGCAGACAGAGCCGCUGCUGCAGCCGGUACACAAAGAUGGAAAAUUGUCUGUAGACCAGGCCCUGGUCAAGCAGGCGUGGGAACACAUCUCUAGCACGCUCCUGGACUGGCACAUCCAUCUGGAUAAGUCAUUGCCUGGUCCCCUGGGGGUGAUCGGAGCCUUGCUGCAUCGAGCUGAGAUCGCCCAGAGAGAGGAGAUUCCCAUCCAACAAGCCCAUGAAGAGACAGCCAAUGUGAUCCAGAGGAAGCUGGAACAGCACAAGGAGAUCCUGAAGAACUUGGAGUCCCACAAACAGACGUUCCAGCAGAUCCACCGAGAAAGAUCAGUAAACGGGGUCCCUGUCCCCCCCGAACAUCUCCAAGACAUGGCUGAAAGAUUCAAUUACGUGUCCACAUCAUCUUAUGCCCACCUGAUCAAACUGGAAUUCUGGGAGAUCAAGUACCGUCUGAUGGCGUUCCUCAUCCUGGCUGAGUCUAAGCUCAAGUCCUGGAUCAUCAAAUAUGGCCGCCGUGACUCUGUGGAACUACUGCUACAGAGCUACAUUAUCUUCAUCGAGGGACACAUGUUCUUCGAACAGUAUGAGACAACAUUUAAGGCACUCAGGCAAUCUGCAGAUGUCUACGUCAAGUCUGAUGGUUCAUCUGAGGAAGCGGAAGGUGUGGGUAAGUUCCUGUCGGAUGCGUCGGCCCAGUGGAGGAACCUGUCGGUGGAGGUGCGUAGCGUCCGUAGCAUGCUGGAGGAGGUCAUCUCUAACUGGGAGAAGUACAGCAGUACGGUGGCCGGACUGCAGGCCUGGCUGGAGGACGCAGAGCAGAUGCUCAACCAGUCAGAGAAUGACAAACGGGACUUCUUCCGGAACCUUCCUCACUGGAUCCAGCAGCACCUGGACAUGAACGAUGCAGGGAACUUCCUGAUUGAGACGUGCGAUGAGACCGUCUCCAGAGACCUGAAGCAGCAGCUGCUCAUUCUCAACGGGAGGUGGAGGGAGCUGUUUGUUAAAGUCAAACAUUAUGCUAGAGUGGACGAGGUGGACAAGUGGAAGCAGGACUAUCAGGACUGUAUCGCUACUCUCAAAACUUUUAUGGAUGCAACCAACGACAAGAUGACUGCCCCUGUCCAAGUGUCCUUCCUGAACGUCAGGACAUUCGUUCAAGAUGUUGAGGACAUCAAGAACAAGGUCCCGGCCAUGGAGGCAGCCUGUAAGACAGCCAGCCGCACCGCCCAGCUGCUGGUCAAAGACACACCCGCGGAGGAGGUCUCUACCAUGCUGGCUGUCAUGGCUUCUAUCAAGGAGGAGAUGAGCAAGAUAAAGGAGCGGUCUCUGCCGCUGCUACGGGAUGCCCAGUCCCUGCUGCCUGCUCUGGAGGAGAUGGAGAAGAACAUCACAGGGUUCUACCAGGCCCUGGAGAAGGCUAGCCGCAUCACUUGCUCCAGGGACUCGGAGGCCCACGGGGACUUCAAACAGAAAUGCCAGGAGCUGGUGACCUUCACCCAGAGCUGUAAGAAGUGUCUGACUGUGAUAGAGAAUAACCAUCAGAGUGUCCAGAGAACCCUGGACAGCAGUAAGACCCUACAGCACCUGGACAUGGCCCUGCUGGAGAAGAGAGUCGCCGACCUCCAAGCCUCCUCACAGGCAAUGAUCAACGAGUCUACUGAGUGGAAGAAUCACGUGGAGGUCAACAGCAGCUUAAUGAAGAGGUUUGAUGAGUCCCGUGGCGAGCUGGAGAAGGUGCUGAAAGUCGCUCAGGCUUUUCUAAAUGAGAGAGGCAACCCAGAAGAUCUGCUAAAAAAACACACGGAGUUCUUUGGGCAGCUGGACCAGCAGGUCCUCGGUGCGUUCCUGAAGACCUGUGAUGAACUGACAGACACAGUGCCUAGGGAGGAGCAGCAGAGUCUGCAGGAGACAGUCAGGAAACUGCACAAACACUGGAAGGAUGUCCAGACAGAGGCUCCCUACCACCUGCUUCAUCUGAAGGUAGAGGUGGAACGGAGCAAGCUAAUGGUCUCCAUGCAGGAGUGUCAGUCAGAGCUGACCAGAGAGAACAGACACCUGGUUGGCAUGGGGAGUGAGAGGCUGAUCAAGGAACACAGGGACUUCUUCAGGGAGAAGGGUCCUCAGUCUCUGUGUGAGAAGAAACUACAACUGAUAGAGGAACUGUGUCAGAAGCUUCCAGACAGCAACCCAGCCCACCAGACCCUGGACAGCUCUAAGAAGGCCUACUCUGAGCUCUGGGAGGAGAUAGAUAGCACCCAUCACAAUCUGAUGCAGCACCCUGAUAAGUGGGAGGAGUUUAACACCAGGUUCUCCGAGUUGUCAGCCUGGCUUUCGUCUAAAGAGAGCCAACUCAGACUGCUCAGGGACAGAGCCAACGACCCCAGCAAGCACGGACAGGUCAAGGCCACCAUCACAGAGCUGAGGAACGAUGCAGAGCUGCAGGAGGGGAACCUGGGCUGGCUGAAGUCCCGGCUGGCUGUGCUCAUAGAGAUCUGCUCCGAGACGGAUGCACAGAGUCAGGCUGGGGCAAUCAAUAAACUUUCCACCAACUUCAAGGGCCUCCUCUCCUAUCUCACUGAGUCUGAGAAGGUGGUGCUGGCGGUGGGGGACUGUGUGCAGUUCAGGGAGGGGGUGCGUGGUGCACUGGAUGAGCUGGUGCAGGGUCAGCAGGAGGUACACCUGGAGGUGACCAGGAUACUGGACUCUGAGACCGUCAGGGAGGCCCAGCAAUUGCUCCAGGUUCACCAGGAACAACUGAAGCGUCUGCGUAUGAAGAGGAAGGAUGUGCGGCAGCAGAUUGCUAGGGGCCGUCAGCUACAGGCUGAGGAGGGGCUGGGGGAGACCUUACAGCUGGACCUGCAGAGUCUGGAGACAACACUCAGCAAUAUGGACCACACCAUGGACUCACAGGAGAAGGAGUUAGAGGUGACUCUGUCUUCGUGGCAGGAGUUUGACAGCCAGCAGAGGACAGUGCAGGAGUUUGUUACCAGGGCGCUCUCUGUCAUGGACAGAGACCUGAACUUUAGCAGCCCAGAGAGCCUGGCUACUGAACUGGACCAGGCCAGGGUGCUUUUAAAGCAGAGUGAAGCAGAAGCCUGCAUGGUGAACACCCUGUUGAGGAAAGCAGCAGAGAUCCAGCUUGGCCCAAAGAACACCACCUUGCUACUGGAGCAAGCCCGCUCCCUCAGCGAACAGCUGGACAAAGUGGAGGCUGGCCUCAAGAAAGACACCAAGGCUCUUGAUGGGAUGAAGAAUCAGUGGACUCGGUUUGGGACAGAGUUUGAGGCCUUCUCCUCGUGGAUCUCUGAGAAAGAGAAAGAAAUGGACGCUCUAAAGAGUUCUGCUGCUCCACUUGGACAACAGAUCAACACAGUAAAGGCCGUGGGUGUGGAGCUGGGGGACAAGGCAGAGGUGUUAUCCCAGCUAGAGGCCCACUCCCAAGCCCUGGCCCAGUUCAUCUCCUCUGGGGAGGCAGCCCGUAUCAAGGCUCGGCUCACCCAGAUCGGCAGAUACUGGGAGGAGCUCAGGGAGAGUGUGGAGCAGCUAGAAGGACUGCUGCAGGAGAGCUCCUCCACACAGCACCGCUUCAACACCAGCCUGGAAGAGGCCAAAACAACACUUGGUGAUCUCCAUAAGAAACUGGACCAUCCUGUCACUUCCUGUACCUCCUCGUCAGAGACCUACAAAUGUCUCCAGAACCACAUGGAUGUGUCCCAGAGCUUGGAGAGCCUGAAGGCAGCCUUGCUGCCACUGUCUGCUGGGGCACGUAGACUCAGUGACAGGGAGCAGGCUGAGAGGGCCGUGGCAGCUCUACAGACCAGCUAUGACCAGAGUCUAGGGCAGGCCAAAGAAAAACAGAACACACUGGAGAAAGUGCUGUCUCUAUGGCAAAAGUAUGAGAAGGAUCGUUCUAGCUUUGUAUCCUGCUUGGAGAGAUGUGAGUCUACAUCCAAACCUGAGAGCCAUUGCCUGCCUGCAGAUAAAACCAAGCUGGAGAGUGAGCUGCAGGACCUGCAGAACUUGCAGUCUGAGUUGGUGUCGCUGGAGCCCCUCCAUGCUGGCCUGGUGGCCUCAGGGACAUCCCUGUACCCCACUGCCCCAGAGGAGAAGGCAAGGCAGCUCAGUGAUGACCUGGAGCAGCUGAAGAAGAGAUGGAACUCCCAGAAUGAACUCAUCCCUCACAGAAUCAAGGAGCUCCAGAGCCAGCUGUUCCAGGUGGAGCAGUUUGACCAGUCCUUGUUGAAGUUCUCUCAGUGGUCUGAGAACCUCCUCUCCACCCUCCACUCAACCUCCCUGGUCAACAUCACUGACCUGCAGCCUGCUGUGGCCCAAGUCAAGGAAACACUAGCAGCUCUUCAGAAGCAGAGUGGUGUGAGGGAGAGCUUGGAGCUCCAGACAGAGGGGCUGUGUGCCUCGUGUGAACCCCAGGAUGCUCAGCUCCUCCAGGGGAGACAGGUCAACAGCCUACAGCCCUACCUGGAGGUCCAGCAGCUGGCUGAGCUCCGGCUGGACUGCCUGGGGAAGCUGGAGGCCUUCUUGGAGACCCACGGUGCGGCUGUGGGGGUACUACGAGGCUUGAGGCAUACGGUGGAGAGUUCAGGGAGCUGGGACCAUGGUCGGGUGGAGGAACUACAGAGAGAACUGGAGGCCAUCGUCCCAGACAUCAGCAGUCUGGAGAUCCUGGCAGCCGGCCUGGACAGCAGCCUCUGUAAAGGCCACCUCCACAUGGUGAGCGGUGUGGAUGGGUCUGGGUCCCGGACGUCGUGCCGGGUGCUUGCUGAUGGUCUCCGCGGCGAGCUGGACACAGUGAGGAAUCUGCUUGGGACCAAGCAGAGCGAGGCAGAGGCCCUGGGAGCGCUAUGGAGCUCCUUCAGACAGAGGAAGGAACAGCUGUUGAAAAACGUGGAGGACAUCAAGGAGAAGGCGGACCACCAGAGCCUGCGAGAACCCAGCCCACUCGCCCUGCAGCAGAGGCUGCGGUUCUUUAACCAGCUGGAGGAUGAGCUCCAGUCUCAAGAACACGAGGAGCAGUGGCUCAGGGACAAGGGUCAGCAACUAGCCCAGAGAGAUGCAGAGCUGGCCGGGGAGGUUCUCAGGGAGAUCAGCCUCUUGGAAACCACCUGGGAGGAUACCAAGAGACUCAUAACUGACAGGCAGGAGCAGUGCAGUGUUCUGGUGGAGCUGAUGAGAGAAUACCAUAACCUGAGGACAUCCAUAGCCGCCACCAUGGAGAACACUGAGGCUGACAUCGGCUCAGCUCUGAAAGACCACGAGGAGACCAAAAAAUUGCUGGCUAAGCAUGAAGCAGUGAAGGCAGAGAUGUUGGCCAAGCAGAGUGAGCUGGACCAGUUCUCCAGUAAGGGAAAACUUCUGCUGUGUGAUCUGAAGAAGAUCCCAGACUGUGAGGCUCAGCUGAUGACGACAGACAUGCAGACUCUAGUAGACCAGUGGCUCGAGGUGUCUGAGAGGAUUGAAAACAACAUUGAGCAUCUGAGCCAGAGCCUGGCGUUGUCGGAUGACGUGCAGCAGAUCAGUGAGGAGAUCGAGGGCUGGACCAACAGCUCAAUGAUGGAACUCAGUGAAAGCCUGAAUAACCUGAUUGGUAGUCAGAGAAUGGAGACCAGACUCUCUGCGUUACAGUUGGAGAUGGGGAAGAAAGAGCACCAGCUUGUGACCCUGCAAGGGAAAGUGUCAGAACUGAAGCAACUCAACUGUAGCCAGGACACUCCCGCCAAACUACAGGUGCUGGAGGCGGACCUGAGGAAAAAGCUGAGCCAGGUGCAGAAGCUAUGUGAGCAGGCCAAGGAAAACCUCAGGGACUUCAGCUCCCAGAGGAAGCAGUUAGAGGACUACAUUACCCAAAUGUCUGAUUGGCUGAAGAGCAUAGAGCAGUCCCUGAUGAGCUCACCGAUUGGCUCUGACCUAGAGGACAUCUGCAGAGUCAAGGAGCUCCAGAAGGACCUUCAGAACCAGCAAGGCAGCAUAGAUUCCACCAGGGAGAGCCUAAACACUCUGUGUCGGAAGUACCCUUCUGAGGAGCUGGCUGGGCUGGGUAGUGCACUCACUGACCUUAUCAAGGGCUAUGAGUCUGUCAACCAGCUUUCCUCUAGGACCCUGGCCUCACUCCAACACGGCCUGCAAAAACACUUCAACGAACUGGUUCGGGAGUUCCAUAGCUGGCUGUCUGGGCAGAGGGAGGUCGUGAAGGAGUGCUCUGACCAAUCAGGAGACACUAGCAUCGUGGAGCGUAAACUCCAGAAGCUAAAGGGGGCACUGGAGCGUGUGGAGGACGGGGAGGUACGUCUGAGUCAGGUGUGUGAGGAAGGGGAGAAGCUCCUGCUCCACCUCCCUAAGGCCAGUGCUGACCAGGUGCAGCAGCACAUCUCCUCCAUCCAGCAAGACUGGGACUGCUAUGUUGAGCAGUGUAGACUCAACCAGCAGGCCCUGGAGGACAGCACUGCACAACUCAAUGGGUUUGAGGGGCGUCUGAAGAGGCUGAGGCAGUGGCUGGAACACAUGGAGCAGAGGGUGACCUCAGAGCUGCCUGAGGAGAAACACAGGGGUCUUGAGAAGGCAACACUGGAGGGGGUGGAGGAAUACCACCAGGAAGUGCUCAAAGAGAGGGACUCUUUCGAGCGACUGUGUCAGGAGUCACAGGUCUUGAAUGAAGGUGGACGGGGCGACGGUGGCGAGACGCGGGCGGCUGCAGGGCUGCAGUCUCAGCACCAGGCUCUGCUGCGGAGGGUGAGGGAGAGGCUGAGGUGCUGCCAGGUAAACCUACAGGAACAGGAAGCAUUUAAGGAGACCCUGCAGAGCACCUGGUCCUGGCUAAACGGGAUGAAGGAACGACUGGGGACCCUCAAUAGUACCCUGGGGAACAAGGUGACGCUAGAGAAGAGACUGGGACUGGUACAGGACAUCCUGCUGAUGAAAGGCGAGGGCGAGGUGAAGCUGAACAUGGCGGUAGGGAAGGGCGAGCAGGUUCUGAAGCACCACAGUGUGGAGGGACAGGAGGCCAUCUCCUCCCAGUUACAGAACCUGAAGGACGCCUGGGCCAGCAUGCUCAUGACCUCCAUGAGUUGUCACAGUCGUCUGGAAUGGACGGUAGCCCAAUGGAGUAACUACCAGGAUAGUAAGGGGCAGCUGCAGCAGUGGAUGGAGUCUGUGGAGCAGGAGGUGGGUCUGGCCCUGGACCAGCAGCCAGGCCUGAAGGAGAAGGCCUAUCUCCUGGAGCGUCUCAGAGCCCUCCAGGCUGACGUGGAGGCCCACGCAGCACCACUGGCCAGGCUGACAGAGACGGCUGCAGAGCUACAUGAGAAGACAGGUGACCAGGCCUUUGGACCAGAGCAGAGAAUGGAACUCAAUGCACACUUCGCUGACAUUACCGCUGUCGUCAAGGGUAAGGUUCAGGCCAUGGAGAACAGAGUGACAGAGCAUGAGCACUACCUGGAAGCUGUGAGGGACUUCAAUGAUUGGCUGGCUUCUGCCAAGGAGGAGCUCCAGCGCUGGUCUGACCUGUCAGGAGACUCCACCUCUGUAAACAGGAAACUUGCCAAAGUCCAGGAGCUGAUAGACUCCAGGCAGCGUGGCCGAGAGCGUCUGAGCCGGGUGCAGCGUUGUGGGGCUGCAACGAGGGACCACACUGGCUCCGCGGGCUUCGAGGCAGUGGAGAGGGAGGAGGCAGCCCUGCUGUCUGCCUGGGAGCAGUGGGAGCGUGGGGCACUGCAGAACAGGGCAGGCCUGGAGACUGCUCUCUCCCAACUCGCCAGCUCCGAACAGGAGUUUAACUGCUUGGCUGCUCAGCUGGAGGUGGACCUGCAGGAGUUUAGCAGUCAGCUACAGGAGUGGAGACACAGGCUCUCUCAUGCAGAGGGGAAAAACAGUAGGGAGGAGGCUGUGCAGGGCUGGCAGAUUGCAAAGGACACUCUGGAAGGUCUAGUCAAAAUGGAGCCCAUGUCAGACAGUCUGAAGUUCCAGCUCAACGGUCUGUGUCGGUUCUCCAAGGACCUGGGUACUCAGUCAGAGAGAGUGUCCUCCCUUAUCAAGGAGUACAACAGGCUGAGCCUGCAGGCCUCCAGAGAAUGCCAAAACAAAGAGAAGCUUCUGGAGCAGCAGUUCCGUGCCACUUUCCGAGAGUUCCAGCAGUGGCUGGUCAAUGCCAAAAUCAACACAGCCAAGUGCUUUGAUGUGCCUCAGAACCUCAGUGAGGCUUCCUCCAGCCUGCAGAAGAUACAGGAGUUCCUGAGUGACAGGGAGCAGGGCCACUCCAAACUAAAUGCUGUGGUGCUUAGUGGUGAGCUGGUGGUCAGUAUCGCUGCCAAGGACAGAGUAGAUGCUGUCCGGGCCAAAAUGAGCAGUGCCAGAGAAGACUGGAAGACUCUGAUGUCCAACUUGCACCAGAGGGAGACUGCCCUACAGAACCUCCAGUCUCAGAUGAAGGACUUUGAGGCGAGUGUGGAGCCUCUUCAGGAGUGGCUGAACGGGACAGAGGUUGCUGUACAGGAGAGCAGCACACGACUCCAUGACCUCACUGCCAAAAAGCAGGAGUUGCACAAGCUGCAGGAGAAGGCUUCCCGUAUCGACCGUAUCGUCAAUGAGCACCAGCUCUUCUCCCAGGGGCUGAAAGAGCUGCAGAACUGGGUGGCCGACACCAGCCACAUGCUGCAGACCUACCGCACUCCCACAGCAGACAAAAAUGUCCUAGACAGCAGGAUGAUCAAGCUGGAGGCGUUGCUGACAGCACGUCAGGAGAAGGAGAUCCAGCUGAAGAUGCUGGUCACAAGGGGAGAGUCUGUCCAGAGGAAUACAUCAGUAGAGGGUGUACCAGUAGUCUGCAAGAACAUCCAGGACCUCAAAGACUCCUGGGAUACCCUGCUUUCCGCCUCCAUCCAAUGCAAAAGCCAGUUGGAGGGAGCCCUCUCCCAGUGGACCAGCUACCAGGAGGACGUGUGUCAGUUUGUGGGCUGGGUGGAGCGAGUUGAGGAGAGCCUGGACCCAAGAGACAAACAAUGCUCAGAGAUGAGAGACAAAACUGCCAACCUGGGCAAAGCCAAGCUUCUCUAUGAGGAGGUUCUUAGCCACAGCAGUCUACUGGACACCAUCACCGUGAAGGGAGCCAACAUGGCGGAACACUACGUCACCCAGCUAGAGCUCCAGGACCUGCAGGAACGAUACCACACCGUCAAGGACAACACCAAGACUGCGGUGGGGAAGGCAGAAGAGCUGGUGCAGGUCCACCAGGAGUACGAGAGAGGCCUAAAUGUGUUUGAGGCGUGGCUGGAGCAGGAGCAGGAGAAACUGGGCUGCUACACACAGCUAGAGGGGGAUGUGGACACUCUGGAGGAGACGCUUCAGAAACUACAGGAGCUGCAGGUCCAGUGCACGGAGGGCCAGGCCCUACUCAACACCCUACUGGACAGUAGAGACCAGGUUGUGCCCUGGGGUGUCCCCCAAAUAGAGGACCGGGUCCUGGAGACCUUGCAGCAGAACUGGAAUCUGUACCAGGGUAAGCUGGGAGACACCAGGACCCAGCUCAACAGUACCCUGGCCAAGCUCCGCCAGAUGGAGCAAAGGUUUCAGGGUCUGGACAGCUGGCUGAAUAGCAUGGAGAGCAAAGGUCAACUGAGGAGUCAUCGCCGGUCGGACCGUGCCACCAAGGACGCUCAACUCCAACUGAUAAAGAGUUGGCAGGAGGAGGUGCUAGUGUACCAGGAGGAGGUGGAGGGUCUGAGUGUUCUAGCCCAGCAGGUCAUAGAUGAGACCCACAUCAGCAGCCGGGUCAGCACCAGAGCUACCCAGCUCACCUCCCGCUACCACGCCCUGCUACUGCACCUACUGGAGAGCAUCAAGCAACUACAGGUGGAGGUGUGUUGCAUCGAGGAGGCCCAGAAUGUGUUCAGGACCUUCUCUGAUUGGCUGAGCUCGGCCAAGAACAACUUCAGCACCAUGGCCAUCAGCAUCAGUGUAGUAGACCGUCUUACCAUGGAGAGGAAGAUGAAGACACUGGAGGCUCUUCAGGGUGACAUGGAGCAGGGCCACAGCUUCCUGAAGACGAUGCGUGAGAAGACAGAGCGGGCCGUGGCCUUCCUGGAGGAACCAGAAGCUGAGCAGCUGAGGGAGGAGGUGGAUGCUCAUAGAUCCCAGCUAGAGGGCCUGAUGGCUGGGCUACGCACGGAGCACAGCUCCCUGGAGAAAUGCAUCUCCCUCUCCAAAGACUUCCUGGACAAGUACAAGGCCCAGGCACAGUGGCUCGCUGAGACCAAGGCUUUGUUAAGCUCACCCAUCGAGCUCAAAGCUGAGCUCUACCAGAAGAAGGCCCAGUUAGCCAAAUAUAAGACAAUCCAGCAGACAGUGCAGUCCCACGAGUCAGCGGUGAGGUCAGUGGUUGAGAAAGGAGAGGUUCUGCUGGAUAUGGUCUGUGACCCCACCAUCAGAGACAACAUGAACAGGUUGCAGACUGACUACCAGGAACUCUGCACUGCAGCCAAGAGCCAAGUCCAGAGUCUGGUGGAGUGGGUGAAGGAGCAUGAGUGCUACAACAGUGAGCUCCAGGAGGUGGAGAAGGGGCUCCUACAGAUGUCCAGUAGGCUGGUCACCUCAGACUCCAUGCAGACAUGUAGUAUGGAGACGGCCACACAACAACUGGCCCGCCACAAGGCAAUCAUGGAGGAAAUAGCUAGUUUUGAGGAGCGCCUGACCAGUCUGAAGGAGAAAGGAGAUGACUUGGUGUCCAGCUGUACAACAGACCAGAUGCAGGCUAAGACCAGCCAGCAGGUCAAGGCUCACCAUCAGGGCACCAGAGACAGCUACUCAGCCAUCUGCAGCAGCGCACAGUGUGUUUACCAGAGUCUGGACAGAGAACUGCAGAAGCAUGUCAGUCACCAGGACACUCUACAGCAGUGCCAGACCUGGCUCUCCACCGUCAAUGAGGAGCUACUGCUGCACUGUCAACCUCCCUUUGGCAUGCAGGAGGCUCUCAAACAGGUGAAGCACUACAGGGCUCUACAGGAGCAGGCCAGUACGUACCUGGACCUGGUGUGUUCUGUGUGUGACUUGUCUGAUGAUGCUGUGAGAUCCACCACUGCGGAAGUCCAGCAGGUCAAACACACGAUGGAGGAGAGGAUGUUGAGCUCCCAGGAGCUAUGUGAGGGCUGGAGGGAGAUAAAGGAGCAGAAGCAGGAGCUAUCUGAUCAGUUCCAGGACAUGGAGCAGCAGCUUCUCAGCCUCUCCAGAAGACCAGCGGAGCUCGAGACCAAGAUCGCCCUCAACAUGCUCACCCAGGCCAAGGAGUUUAGCCAACAGCUGCAGAAUAAACAAGCCACCCUAUCCAGGAUGACAGAGAGUGUGAGUCGUCUGACUGCGGGCCAGGACAGCCCGGAACAUGGAGAGAUAGGGCGUCUGAGCCAUGCCUGGCUGGGGCUGUUUCACCAAGCUAACAGGCUGAAAGGCCAGAGACAGGAGGACCUGCAGAGGAUCCAGGAGUACCACAACUGCAUCACAGCCAUGGAAGCACUUUUUGAGCAAAUGUCUAAGGAGUGGGAUAACCUGGCCAGGACUGAUGCUGAAAGUUCAUCUGAGCACUUGGAGGCGCUGAAGAAACUCGCCGUAGCUCUCGGAGACCAGAAGGGAACUCUGGAGGACCUGAAGGACCAGAGGCAGAAAGUCACCCACCACCUGAACCUGGAUGACAAGGAGCUGGUGAAGGAACAGAUCAGCCAUUUUGAGCAGCGCUGGGUUCAGCUGCAGAGCCUCAUCAACAGGAAGAUACAGGACUCGGUGCUGACCCUGGAGGACAUGGCCAAGGUGGAGGCCCGUCUAAGGGAGGCCAGGGAGUGGGCCGAAGAGCAGCAGCCAGGCCUUUCUGAAGCCAUGAAGAUGAGUCCUCCUCCAGAGUUGGCCCAAAGCUUCCUCUUCGACCACCUCAGCAUUUGCAGCGAACUGGAGGCCAAGCAGCUGCUUCUGGCCCAGGCCAUGAGUGAUGCUGACCGUCUCCUGGCUCACCUGGGGCUCAACGAGUGCCAGCACCUGCAGCAGCUCAUCUCAGACACUCAGGCCGAGGUGGAGUCACUCAGCGUGAAGGUGACUCAACGCAGGAAGCACCUCAGCAAGGCCUUCACUGAGAGGACCCAGUUCCUGCAGGCUGUCAACCAGUCCAUCACCUGGGUCCAGCAGAAUGAGAAGAAGGCCCAGGCGGAGGAGUACAUUGCACUGCUACCUGACGACCUGGCCAAGCAGGUUAAGGCCUGCAGGAACAUCCAGAGCAGCCUGAAGGCCUACCAGAGCGAGCUGACCUCCCUGUGGUCUCAGGGCAGAGACCUGAUGAAGGACGCCACGCAGGACGAGAAGGUGGAGAUGCUCACCAAGCUGCAGGAGCUGCAGAACAUCUUUGAAAAAGCCCUGCAGAAAUGUGUCCAGAGGCUCCAAGAACUGGACAAUGUGCUUGUCUCCAGGAAGUACUUCAAGGCAGACCUGGAAAAGACGUGUCAGUGGCUGAAACAAGCAGACAUUGUGACCUUCCCUGAGAUCAACCUCAUGAAUGGUGACUUGGAGCUGAACGUGCAGCUGUUGAAGUACCGGCAGAUAGUAGAGCAGGCGAUGGAAUAUGAAAACCUCUUACUGAUCGUCCAGAGAACUGGUCAGGAGAUCCUGCCCACUCUGAAUGAAGUGGACCACUGUUACUUGGAUGAGAAACUCAAUGCCCUGCCACAGAAAUACAACAGCAUACUGGCUCUGGCCAAAGAGAAACAGGAGAAGAUCGAGCAGGCCAUCCUAGCCAGAAAGGAGUACGCCUCCUUCAUAGACGUGACUCAUAAAGCAUUGAAAGAGCUUGAGGAGCAGUUCCAUAACUUAGGGUUGCAGCCUGUUGGUCUGCAGACAGAGGAGGUUGUGAAUUUACUGAGUGACUACAAAGCUCUUCAGGUAGAUCUGGGCAACCUUGGUCUGGCUGUCAGCGAACUGAACCAGAAGAAAGAAGGCUUCCGCAGCACCGGUCAACCCUGGAGACCUGAAGAGUUGACCCAGCUGGUGAGUCUUUACAAUGGGCUCAAGAGGCUCAUCGAACAGCGGGUGGAGCAUCUCGACGACACACUGGAGUCCUUCGAGGACCACAAGGCCAUGGCCAUGCAGGUGGACUCUGAGCUAAAGGCUACCAAAGAAGAGCUAGUCAAGGUCAACGCAGAGACCCAGUCGGCGGAGGAGAGGCUGAAGAAUUACCAUGCCCUGGCUGGGAGUCUUCAGAGCGCCAGCUCUCACCUGUCCAGACUCAUGGAGCAGAUGGAUAACUUGGCUCCUCAGCUGGACAAGGCUGCCCAUGACGCUUCCAGGGAACAGGUGGUCCUUUGGCAGGAGGAGCUGCAGUCCCUACAGUCUGCUGUAGGGGAGCUGAUAGUGGAGUGUGAGAAUAGGUUUGUCCAGAGUAAAGACUUUGAGACGGAGGUGAAGAGAACGCUAGACUGGCUGCAGCAUAUCAGGGAUGAGCUGGGCUGUGCUGUGGUAGUGGUGGACGUGAGGGUAGAAAAGGUCCAGGAAGAGAUCAGGAAACAGCAGAUAAUGCAGGAUGAGGUUCAGUCCAGGCUGAGGAUCGUGGAUGCCCUGAGCAGUAGGGAGAAACAGAAGUACACCAGCGCCAACGAACUGGUCCCAGCCCACGUUGACCUGAGCCUGGAGGAGAUGGCCAAGCUACAGGCUGAUGUACAGCAAGCAAUGAGUUCCAAACAGAUCACCCUGGAGCAGGCCUUGGCGUUGUGUCAGAAGUACCACUUCCGGAUGCAGUCUGCGUGUGAGUGGCUGGAGGACGCUGUGGCCUUCCUACAACUGGCCAGCCUGGGUGUGGACGUAGAGAACUAUGAAGAGUGUCUCCGCCAGCAGGAGGACAUCCUGGCCUCAGAGCAGAAGUUCUUAGACCACCUGCAGGAGUUGGAGGCUCUGCCCCCCCAGCUGGAGAACCUGGUGAACCCCACAGCCAAGGAACAACUCAGACUGAAUGUGGAGUCUGCUCAGCAGAAAGGAGUGGAGGUCCGGGAUCAGCUGCAGAAUCACCAGGACGUCCUAAUCAGCUGUGUGGCCAAGUGGAAGUCUUACCAGGAGGCGAGGCAGACGGUGAUUGAACUGAUGAACGAGGCAGAGCAGAAGCUUACUGAGUUUUCCACUGCAAAGGCUGCCACCUUUCUGGAGGCCGAGGAGAAACUCAGGAGUCACAGGUCCCUGGUGUUGAUGGUGAAUGGGUUCCAGGAGAAGCUGACAGGGCUGGAGGAGCAGGCAUCACAACUGGAGCUGGUGGGUAGUGAGGCCAGCAAGGCCACCAUCAGCCGCUCCAUGACCACGGUGUGGCAGCGCUGGACCCGGCUUCGCAGCGUGGCGCGAGGGCAGGAGAGGGUACUGGAGGACACGGCCCAGGAGUGGGGGACCUUCAGAGAGAAGAUGGUGAAGCUGAGGAGCAUGGUGGAGGAUCUACAGAGCCAUAUUAUAGACUGUGUUGUGGAGAAGGCCUCCAAGGCUACCCUACAGUCUGUGUUGGACCAGCAUGAGCUGCUAAUCCAGGAUGUAGAGAGAGAGCUGUCCUCCCUCACCCUGCUGCGUCAGUAUGCCCUCAGCCUGCUCCAUGAUGUGGAGGUCCCUUCACCAUCGCCCACCUCUGGACAGGACGAACUACCCAGUCUCAAGGAGAUCAGAGCAGUACAAGACCACCUGGAAAGUCUGCUGCAGCAGGCGCAGACCAAGCGUACCCAGGCUGGGGUGGAGCUGGGGGACAGAGAGGGGGUAGAGAAGAACCUGAGUGUGGUCAAAGCCUGGAUCCAGGAGACCAGAGAGCUGCUCCCCAACCCCACCUCAGAUAUAGAUGCUCUGCUGCAGGAGCUGGAGGUGGUUCACGGUGAUGUGAUUGGCUACCGUCAGCAUGUGGAUAAGAUAGCAGAGCAGCAGCAGAGCAAGUAUCUGGACCUGUACACCAUACUGCCCUCAGAGAUCUCCAUGCAGCUGGCUGAGGUGUCCCUAGCACUGGGGGCCAUCCAGGACCAGGUUCUGUCCAAAGAGAAAGAGAUCCAGAAGACAAGAGACAUCAAGGAGGACAUCAGUUCCAGGAUCCAUGACGUGUCGGAGAAGAUGAAAGCCAUCUCCACCAGUCUCAAUGACAAAGCCAGCGAUGUCCAUCACGCUAAAGACGAGACCAAGUGUCUUUGUGAUGAUCUGGAGAGCUGUCAUCGGACUCUGUCAGAGCUGGAUGCUGCGGUCCAGGAGUUCGACAGACGGAACCCCAUCUUGGCCAAACAGCUGAGUGAUGCCAUCGUCAAGUUAGGAGACAUCCACCACCACACUGCCAGACUGGCAGAGUGUAGAUCCAUCUGGCUCAAAAAGGCAGGGACCCAUCUAGAGGAGUACAAUGAGAUGCUGGACUUCAUAGUGAGGUGGUCGGAGAAAGCCAAGGGCCUGGUGAGGGCCAACAUCAUCUGGAACUCCUCCUCUCAUCUGCAGGAACAGAUAAGGAUGGACGAGUCCGUGCUGCGUGAAUCUCGAGAGCUCCAUGGGGACCUGCAGGCCAUGGGAGAGAAGGUGGAUCUGCUGUCUGAGGUGCUGCAGACGGAGAACAUGUCCCAGCAGGUGUGUGAGCUGAGCCGCCACACCGAGGAGCUCCAGCAGACCAUCAGGACACGGCUGCAGAGCCUUCAGGACGCAGCCAAGAGUAUGGAGCCUCUGGAGUAUGAGGUGAAGACCCUACAAGUGGCUCUGGAACAGGUCCAAGCUACACUGACCUCUCCUGAUCUUUCCCGACAGAGUCUCAAAGAACAACUGGCCCAGAGACAGCGUCUGCUGUCAGAGAUGGAGGGCUUCAAGCUGCAGGUGCAGACGGUGCAGCUGUGUCAGAGCGCCCUGCGCGUCCCAGAGGAGGUGAUGCCUGACCUGGCUAUCUGUCACACGGCACUGGGCCUACAGCAGGAGGCCAGCCAGCUACAGCAUGUCGUAAUACAGCAGUGCAACAUUCUACAGGAGGCUGUUGUGCAGUAUGAGCAGUAUGAGCAGGAGGCGAAGCACUUCCAGGGGCUAAUAGAGGAUGCCCACAGGGUCAUCCAGGACCGACCCAUUCCCACCAGCACUAUCCAGGAACUGCAGGCUCAGAUCCUACACCAUGAGGAGCUGGCCCAGAAAAUCAAGGGUUACCAGGAGGAGAUAGCCAGUCUGAAUUCGAAGUGUAAGAUGCUGACUGUGAAGGCCAAACAUGACACCAUGCUACUCACUGUGAGUGACACGGAGCGGGUGGGGCUUACCGUGGAGGACCUGGAUGGAGACAUAGACAAACCAUCUGUUCUUAUGAUGACGGCUGGCCGCUGUCACACCCUUCUGUCCCCGGUCACCGAGGAGUCUGGGGAGGAGGGUACCAGCAGUGAGAUCUCCUCUCCUGUCUGUCGCUCCCCUUCUCCCAGCACUCACACACAGAUGGGACGAGACACCCUCCUCAGAGCUCCCGUACAGGAGCUAAAUGACCCGAUGUUUGAAUCUGAGGCUAACCUAGAUGACCUUCAACGCUCCUGGCAGACCCUGGAGAAUGUGAUCAGUGAGAAGCAGAGGUCUCUGUAUGAGGCGCUGGAGAAGAAGCAGUGCAACCAGGGUUCUCUUCAGUCUAUCUCCUCUAAGAUGGAGGCCAUCGAGGCCAAACUCAACAAGCCACUGGAGGCUGACAGAAGCACAGAUAGUCAUAUGGAAGCCCAUCAGGCCGUGGUGGAGGAGGUUCAGAGGCUGCAGGAGGAGAUAGACAAGCUGCAGACCAGCUUCUCAGACAAGCUUGGUUCUGAUGCUGUGGACGACACGGCCCACCAGCUGGCCAUGCAGUCCACCCUCACUGUCCUGUCUGAGAGGAUGGCCACCAUACAGAUGAAGGCCUCAGGAGAACGACAGCUACUGGAGGAGCGUGUCAGUGACCGUCUAGAGGAUCAGCAUCAGGAGCGUGUCAGUGACCGUCUAGAGGACCAGCAUCAGGACCGUGUCAGUGACCGUCUAGAGGACCAGCAUCAGGACCGUGUCAGUGACCGUCUAGAGGACCAGCAUCAGGAGCGUGUCAGUGACCGUCUAGAGGACCAGCAUCAGGACCGUGUCAGUGACCGUCUAGAGGACCAGCAUCAGGAGCGUGUCAGUGACUGUCUAGAGGACCAGCAUCAGGACCGUGUCAGUGACCGUCUAGAGGACCAGCAUCAGGAGCGUGUCAGUGACCGUCUAGAGGACCAGCAUCAGGAGCGUGUCAGUGACCGUCUAGAGGAGGAGCAUCAGGACCGUGUCAGUGACCGUCUAGAGGACCAGCAUCAGGAGCGUGUCAGUGACCGUCUAGAGGACCAGCAUCAGGACCGUGUCAGUGACCGUCUAGAGGAGCAGCAUCAGGAGCAGACCUUACGACAUUACCUCAACCAAGCCGACCAGAUGGACCAAUGGCUGCUCAGCACCCGCGAAGCCCUCCGUCCCAGUGCUGAGGAGGAGCAACUCAUAGACGGCCAGAACAUGCUGCAGGAGAUCGAGCAGAAGGUGGUGGCCCUGUCGGAGCUGACCAUGCGCAGCGAGAGCCUGCUACUGGAGGGAAGGCAGGAGACACGGAUGGACAUGAGGGAGGACACAGAGCAGCUGGCCAGGAAGCUGCGGACGCUGAAGGGAAGUCUGCUGGAGCUGCAGAGGAUGCUGCAGGACAAACACAUCAACAUCCAGGACCAGGAGGAGAGUGAGUCUGACUCCACUCUGUCUCAUGGGCCCAUCGUGCAGGACUGCCUGGUCCAGGCCCACACCACACUCUCACAACACCACCAGGACAGCCUCCAGAGACAGAGGGAGCUGGAGGAGCAGCUAGCUGAACAGAAGAAGCUGUUACAGUCUGUAGCCAGUAGAGGAGAGGAGAUCCUGAUAAAGCAGGCCUCACCUAGCAGUGUCAGUAUGACGGAGCCCUGCUCUCCAGAGAUACUGCUGGAGCGAGAGACCCGGGCUGCCCAGUACCAGAUGAGACAGAGGUGGGACAGCCAGAGGAAAGAACUGAGCACCAAGCUCCAGCUCCUACAGAAAACCCUGGAACAAGACCACAAGCAACAGGUUUCCUGCAGAACUGCCGCUGGGACCCUGUUUAAAGCAGAGAUCUGUAAAACAGAGGACACAUCUUCACUGAAGAUGUUAUAUGAGGGUUUCAGCCAAACGAUGGAGGAGAUGUCUUGUCAACCUGGGGCCUCUGAGGGUAAGGUGAUCCCCAUGGAGCAGCAUCUCUACCAGGCUGUGUCAGCGACCUCCUCCUGGCUGGAUGAUGUAGAGAACACCCUGUUCUCUGGUCCUACGCUGCUGACGGAGAACGCUGAGACACAGCUACAAAACCAGGAGGCCUUAGGGAGGGAUGUCAGUGAGGUGACUGGGGUGGUGAGCCACAGUCGGGGUCACCUAGGCCAACCUACAGGGCUGUGUGCGGAGGACCAGGUCCUGUUAGAGGACACACUGGACUGUCUGACAGAGAGGCUGCAAACUCUGGACUCUGCCCUGGAGCGACGCUGUGAACACAUGAGGACUAGGAUGCAGGAACUCACUGCCUACCAGACGGAGUCACAGCUUGUCCUUGCUGAUUUAACCGACACCAAGUGCCAGAUCCUUCAGACGUUGGCGGGAGCCACGGACAGACCAGGAUCCAAACAGCUUGAGGUCAUAGCUGAGGCUGAGGAGGGUUUGAGAGAGUUUGAGCAGAGGAUCACCCAGCUGAAAACAAGGGGAACAGAACUACAGGCAGAACAGAUGUCCACCAAUGAGAUGCUCAAGCUACAGGAUGCCUAUGAGGAGUUGGUGAUGACGGUGGGCUCGCGGCGUAGCAGCCUGAACCAGAACAUGGCUCUGAAGGGGCAAUAUGAGAGGGCUCUGCAGGACCUGGCUGACCUGGUGGACACUGCUCAAGACAAGAUGGCCGGCGACCAGAGGGUCAUCGCCAGCUCUGUGGAGGAAGUUCAGAUUCUCCUUGACAAACACAAGGAGUUCUUCCAGAGUCUGGAGUCCCACAUGAUCCUGACGGAGACGUUCUUCAGGAAGAUCAGUGGCCUGGUGGUUCCCAGAGAGAAGCAGGCUCUGGAGGAGAUACUGACCCUGGCCCAGGGAGUCCUCAAACAGGCCCACAGGAGAGGGGUGGCGCUGGAGUACAUACUGGAGACUUGGAGCCGUCUGGUGCCGGACUACCAGGCUCUGUGUAUGCAGUUGGAGGCAGUGGAGGGUAGCAUCCCCACAGUGGGCCUGGUGGAGGAGACAGAGGAGAGCCUCACUGAGAGGAGUUCACUCUAUCAGAGUCUGAAGGGCAGAAUGAUGGAGCACCAGCACAAGCUGAGCCAGGUGCUGGAGGAGGGGAAGAGGCUGCAGCUAUCUGUGUGCUGUCCUGGCCUGGACACAAAGCUCACAGUGCUAGGGGAACACUGGCUCAGCAACACUACCAAGGUCAACAAGGAGCUGCAGAGACUAGAGGCCAUCCUCAAACAUUGGACCAGGUAUCAGAAGGAGUCAUCAGAGUUGAUUGGCUGGCUGCAGUCUGCUCUAGAACGUCUGGACUUCUGGAACAAUCAGGCAGUCGUAGUUCCACAGGAGAUGGAGACCCGCAGGGACCAUCUCUCUACCUUCCUGGACUUCUGUAAAGAGGUGGAGUCGCGUUCAUCUCUGAAGAAUUCUGUGCUGACUGAGGGCAACCAGCUUCUGAGGCUGAAGAGGGUUGGAACUGCAGCCCUGCGGUCUGACCUGGCCCGCAUAGACUCAGAGUGGACCCAACUACUCACACUCAUCCCAGGGGUGCAGGAGAAGCUACACCAGUUACAAAUGGAGAAGUUGGCCUCUACGCAUGCCAUCUCUGAGCUGGUCAACUGGAUAUCUCUGAUGGAGAAUGUGAUUGGAGAGGACGAAGAGAACCUGAAAGGAGCAGUGGGGUCGACUGUCAUCCAGGACUAUCUACAGAAAUACAAGGGCUUCAGAGUUGAUGUGCGCUGUAAGCAGCUGACGGUGUAUUUUGUGAACCAGUCUGUGCUCCAGAUCAGUGAUCAGGAUGUGGAGAGCAGGCGCAGCGACCAGACAGACUUUGCCGAGAAGCUGGGAGUAAUGAACCGGCGCUGGCAGUUACUACAGGGACUCAUCACGGAGAGGGUCCAGUUCCUGGAGACUCUGCUGGAGGCCUGGUUGAACUAUGAGAACAACAUACAGGGCCUGAAGACCUGGCUGCUCACUCAGGAGGGGAGGCUGAAGAGGAAACCCAGGAUAGAGGACCUAACCUCCGUACAGAACGCUCUCAAUGACUGCCAGGAGAUGGAGGAGAAGGUGAAGGAGAAGGAGGGUGAGGUGGAGCGGGUGGAGGAGCAGGCCUGUGCCCUCAUCCAGAACAAAACCGACGAGGCCUGCGCUGUCGUCAUGGAGACGCUCCAAGCUGUCAAUCACACCUGGGCUAACCUGGACCACCUGAUCGGCCAGCUGAAGAUCAGCCUCGUGUCAGUGCUGGACCAGUGGAGUCUGUACAAGUUGUCCUCAGAGGAGAUGAAUGGCUACCUGAUGGAGGGGAGGUACUCUGUGUCCCGUUUCCGCCUCCUCACCGGCUCCCUGGAGGCUGUACAUCUACAGGUGGAGAGUCUCCAGAGCCUACAGGAGGAACUGGAGAAGCAGGAGGGCAGUCUGAGGAAGUUUGGCUCUGUGACACACCAGCUGCUGAAUGAGUGCCACCCGUCUGUGUCCAACUCCCUCAACAAUACCCUGAAGGACGUCAACGCUAGGUGGAGCAGUCUCCUGGAAGAGAUCUCAGAGCGUCUGAAGAGCAGCAAAGCCCUGCUACAGCUGUGGCAGCACUACAAGGAGCUGUAUGGAAAGAGUAGCUCCAGUGUCCAGCUACAAGAGGAGCAGGCUGACCGACUCCUGGAGACCGCCUGCACCAAGGACAUCACAGACGAGGAGGUCUCCACCUGGAUCCAAGACUGCAGCGAGUUGCUUCGUGCCCAGGCUCCAGUGAAGGCAUCUCUACAGGUUAUUCAGGAGCUAGGAGAUCAGCUGAAGCAACAGGUGGACACCUCCACAGCAUCCGCCGUCCAGUCAGACCACCUCUCUCUGACCCAGCGCCUGGCCACUGUGGAGCAGGCCCUCAGCAGACAGCUCACUACACUACAGACGGGAGUCCAGGACUAUGAGACCUUCAGUGAGCAGCUGGGUUCCUUAAGUCGCUGGAUGGUGGAGGGAGAAGAGGCUCUGAAGAUCCAGGAUCCCAACAGUUCUUCUGACCUGUCCAUCAUACAGGACCGAAUGGAGGAACUCAAGAGACAGAUCUUGAGAUUCAGUAGCAUGGCUCAUGACCUGGGGCGUCUCAACGAGCUGGGCUACAGGCUUCCUCUCAACGACAUUGAGAUCAAACGCAUGCAGAACCUUAACCGUAGCUGGUCUGCAGCCAACGCCCAAACCACUGAGAGGUUCAGCAAACUGCAGUCAUUCCUGCUGCAGCAGCAGACGUUCCUGGAGAAGUGUGAGACGUGGAUGGAGUUCCUGGUACAGACAGAGGGGAAGCUGGCCGUGGAGAUCUCUGGGAACUACCAGAGUCUGAUGGAGCAGCAGAGAGCGCACAAACUAUUUCAGGCUGAGAUGUUCAGCCGUCAGCAGAUCCUCCACUCUAUAAUCAGUGAUGGCCAGAGGAUGCUGGCGCAGGGACAGGUGGAUGACAGGGAUGAAUUCAACCGGAAGUUGUUGCUGUUGAGUAACCAGUGGCAGGGCGUUGUGCGUCGCGCCCAGCAAAGGCAGGGUAUCAUCGACAGCCUGAUCCGCCAGUGGCAACGUUACAGGGAUAUGUCAGAGAAGCUGAGGAAAUGGCUAGUGGAGAUCUCACACCCCGCCGAGGCCCUACUGGCUGGGGCGCCCGUACCCCUGCAGCAGGCCAGAUCCAUGAUGGAUGCAGUUCAGCUGAAAGAGAAGGUCCUACAGCGACAGCAGGGCUCUUACAUCCUGACAGUCGAAGCUGGGAAGCAGCUGCUCCUAUCUGCAGACAGCAGGGCAGAGGUGUCUCUGCAGGGAGAGCUCACAGACAUCCAGGAACGCUGGAGACACGCCACCAUCUGCCUGGAGGAACAGAGGCGUGAGCUGGACAAGCUGGACAAGGACUGGGAGACAUGUGAGAGAGGCAUCGAGGGUUCUCUGGAGAAGCUGAGGAAGUUGAAACGGCAGUUCUCUCAGUCCCUCCCUGAUCACCACGAGGACUUGCAAGCGGAACAGAUGCGAUGCAAGGACUUGGAGAAGACGUUUGAUGGCUGGACAGAAGACCUAGCCCACCUAACGGUGCUGAGGGAGUCCCUGUCUAGCUACAUCAGUGCUGAGGACCUGUCUGUUCUACAGGAACGUAUGGAGCUUCUGCACCGCCAGUGGGAGGAGAUCUGUCACCAGCUAUCCCUGCGGCAGCAGCAGGUGGGUGAGAAGCUGAGUGAGUGGGCUGUGUUUAAGGAGAAGAACAGGGAGCUCUGUGAUUGGCUUACCCAAAUGGAGAGCAAGGUCUCUCAGAAUGGAGACGUCAGAAUCGAGGAGAUGAUCGAGAAGCUACGCAAGGACUACUAUGAGGAGAUAGCGGUGGCUCAGGAGAACAAGCAGCAGCUGUACCAGCUGGGGGAGAGACUGGCCAAGGCCAGCCAUGAGAACAAGGCAUCUGAGAUAGAACACAAACUCAGCAUGGUGGGCGAGCGCUGGCAACACCUGCUGGACCUCAUUGGAGCCAGGUUGAAGAAGCUGAGGGAGACUCUGGUGGCAGUGCAGCAGCUGGAUAAGAACAUGAUUAGUCUGCGGUCCUGGCUGACCCACAUAGAGACUGAGCUGUCCAGACCCAUCCUAUACGACACCUGUGACUCCCAGGAGAUACAGCGGAAGCUGGACCUGCAGCAGGAGCUUCAGCGUGACAUAGAGAAGCACAGCACAAGUGUGGCGUCUGCGUUGAACCUGUGUGAGGUGUUGUUACACGACUGUGACGUCUGUGCCACAGACACAGAGUGUGAUUCCAUCCAGCAGACCACCAGGAACCUGGACCGCCGUUGGAGGAGAAUCUGUGCCCUGUCCAUGGAGAGGAGGCUCAAGAUUGAAGAGACAUGGCGUUUAUGGCAGAAGAUCAUAGAAGACUUUAUGCGUUUUGAGGAGUGGUUAGUGACCUCAGAGAAGACCGCUGCUCUACCCAACUCUUCAGGAGUACUGUACACAGUGGCCAAGGAAGAACUCAAGAAGUUUGAGGCAUUUCAGUGUCAGUCCCAUGAGAGCCUGACCCAGCUGGAGACGAUCAAUAAACAGUACCGCCGUCUGGCCAGGGAGAACCGCACAGACUCCUCCUGUCGCCUCGGGGAAAUGUCCCACGACGGGAACCAGCGCUGGGAUAACCUGCAGAAGAGGGUGGCCUCCAUCCUCCGCAGGCUCAAGCACUUUGUCAGUCAGCGUGAGGAGUUUGAGACGGCCAGAGACAGCGUCGUGGUGUGGCUCACCGAGAUGGAUCUGCAGCUCACCAACAUAGAACACUUCUCAGAGUGUGACAUCCGAGCCAAGAUCAAACAGCUACGGGCGUUCCAGCAGGAGAUUUCUCUGACCACGGGGAAGGUCGAGCACAUCUUCCACCAGGGAGAGGUGCUGCUGCAGAAGAGUGAGCCUCUGGACGCUGCUGUUAUAGAGGAGGAGCUGGAGGAGCUGCGGAGAUACUACCAGGAGGUGUUUGGACGCGUGGAGCGUUACUAUAAGAAGCUGAUCCGACUACCGCUGACAGGAGAAGAGUACGAUGUGUCAUUCUCGGACAAGGAGAUUGAACUGGAUGAACCUGGAGACCUGUCCAGCAUUCCCUGGAGUGAACGUCUUGGAGACUGCUUGAGCUCCCCUCUGCCCUCCCUGACUGCCCCCCUCCGUACUGGGGCUGAGCGCUCGGGCAUGGGCACCCCAGCCAGCAUGGACUCCAUCCCCCUGGAGUGGGACCAUGACUACGACCUGAGAAAGAGGCUGGAGAGUGCCAGCGGGGCUCUGGGACUGGCCUCUGAGCACGAGGAGCACGGAGAGAAGGGGAACUACCAGGGAUCAGCUUCUGCUUCCGCUCUGUCAGGAGAGGGAGGUACCCUGGACAGCCACAUCCUUCAGUUGGACAGGGUUCUGGACCCCAGUCAGUUACACCUGCAACAGACAGAGAACGUCAUCCGUAGCAGAACCCCCACCGGGCCAGAGCUGGAUGCAUCAUACAUGGGAUAUAUGCGUCUACUGGGAGAGUGUCGUAGCAGUAUAGACACGGUGAAGAGGGUUGGCUACGAACUGAAGGGGGAGGGGGAAAAGGCCUCAGGACUUGCUGACCCCAUUGAUGAUGAUUCACAAACAACAGGUGUGAUACAGCGCUGGGAGUUGCUGCAGGCCCAGGCCCUCAGUAAAGAGAUGCGUCUGAAGCAGAACCUUCAGCAGUGGCAGCAGUUCAACUCUGACCUCAACGCUGUGUGGGCGUGGCUGGAGCAGGCAGGGGAGGAGCUAGAGCAGCAACGGAGGCUGGACCUCAGCACCGACAUCCAGACCAUCGAGCUGCGCAUCAAAAAACUGAAGGAGCUGCAGAAGGCUGUUGACAAGCGUAAGGCCACAGUGCUGUCCAUCAACCUGUGCAGUGCAGAGUUUGUCCAGUCCGCCACAGAAGAGUCCCAGGACCUGCAGGCUAGGCUGAAAGAGAUGAACAACCGCUGGGACAGAUUUGGCACCUCUCUGGGAGAGUGGAGGGCAGCGCUACAAAAGGCCCUUAUGCAGUGUCACGACUUCCAUGAGAUGAGUCACGGCCUGCUACUGUGGCUGGAGAACAUUGACCGCAGGAGGAAUGAGAUUGUUCCCAUUGACCCCAUCCAGGACAGCAACACCCUCCAUGAGCACCACAAAACACUCCUGAAAAUCCGCUGUGAGCUGCUAGACACCCAGAGGAAGGUGUUGUCCCUGCAGGACAUGUCCCUGCAGCUGCUGGUCAACAGCGAGGGCAGUGACUGUCUGGAGGCCAAGGAGAAGGUUCACGUCAUCGGGAACCGCCUCAAACUGCUCUUCAAGGAGGUGACCAGAGACCUCAAAGAGCUGGAGAAGAUUCUGGACAUGAACAGCAGCCAACAGGAUCUGUCUACGUGGUCGUCAGCUGAUGAGCUAGACUCCACCUCUGGUUCCAUAAGCCCGGUGUCGGGCAGGAGCACGCCAAGUCGCCGUCGAUCGCAACGGGGCAAAUGUAGUAUGUCACAGCAGACCUCUGGACCCUCUGUGAGCAGUCCACACAGAUCACACAGGUAUCCCGUCGUUGGGUCCGCUUCCUCCCCUUCUGAGGGGAAAUCAUCAUCGUCAUCGUCACGUUUCCUGUACCGCGUCCUACGGGUGGCGGUGCCCCUCCAGUUGCUGUUCCUCUUGCUGCUGGUGGUCAUGGUCUGCCUGGUGCCAGUGUGCGAGGGGGAUUUCGACUGCAGCCAGUCCAAUAACUUUGCCCGUUCCUUCCACCCGAUGCUACAAUACACCAACGGGCCCCCUCCUGUAUAGUCUUUCAUGACAGACCAUUUGGUUCUGGGUGCCGAGCGAGAUUACAGCCUGGCCCUUGGUAUGGAGACGAACCUGAGGAGGAUAGUUGGGCUUUUUGAACUUCUUGACUGUUGGGGAUUUCAACUCUAUGGGUCUCUCUCUUUUCAUUUGCAGCUUCCAUGAAGAAUAGAGAUAUGGCGUUCCGUCAUUCUGCAUCUUGUGUUGCCGUGCAUAAGCAAGCAUCAUAGGAUGCCAAAACCUUAGUUAUAUCUUCUUUGUUCUGUAUGGAUGAAGUACAGCAGCACUCUUAACUUGUCUUUUCACUCGUGUCUUCUUUUAGUUUUCCGUUAUGUUGUAUGUAUAGACGAAGAAACGUCUUAGGGGCAGCAAAUGUAAGAACCAAAAAUGUUUGUGACGGCAGUCAGUGGAUAUCCCCUGGAUGCCAUGUGAUGCCAUUUGUCCUCUAGUUCAAUGCAGAGCAUAUACUCUGUGAAUGUGCCUGUUGUAACAAUUGAACACUUGUGAAAUAACAUUUUAAGAUGACUUAUAUUGCAAUAUUUUUUUUUUACAUGUGUUUUGGCAUGCGGUUAUCAUCUUUGCUUAUGGGUGUGUCCGUGAUGAAUAUUUGAUUUUUAAUCUGAAUUAUACCUGGGCGUAAGAAUCUAUUUAGUCUGAAUUGUGUAUUGAAUGUGUAUGUAAAAGAAAGGCCGUAAUGAAGAGUUAUUUGCUAUAAACUGUUUAAAAGCAUAAGAAACAUUGAAAAUAAUGUACUGAACACUCAUUUUUAUUUUUCUAGCUGAAAAUAUGGAUUCUACAAACAAACUAUUAAUCAACAGUGUAACGAAUUAUAAAACUGUAUAUUUUCUAUGGCUCUGUGUGUUUAGUAUUAAAUGUACAACAGUCCAGGAUUACUUAACAUAUUCUGUACAUAAUAUAAAUGUAUAUCAAUAAUCUAUAUCUGACCCUAAAUUACAAAUAUUGAAUGCCAAAUUCUCA
Oncorhynchus tshawytscha (Chinook salmon) is the source of this 27808-nucleotide messenger RNA. Its product is annotated as nesprin-1. Gene Ontology annotation, cellular component: membrane. Gene Ontology annotation, molecular function: protein binding. Lineage: Eukaryota; Metazoa; Chordata; Actinopteri; Salmoniformes; Salmonidae. Bases 296 to 26833 code for a protein of 8845 amino acids. The record is from RefSeq and is a predicted model, not a curated record. The transcript is spliced from 148 exons.